Ctenocephalides felis (cat flea) is the source of this 780-nucleotide messenger RNA. RefSeq names its product rRNA-processing protein FCF1 homolog (gene Bka). The transcript is spliced from 2 exons. Gene Ontology annotation, cellular component: small-subunit processome; nucleolus. The record is from RefSeq and is a predicted model, not a curated record. Lineage: Eukaryota; Metazoa; Arthropoda; Insecta; Siphonaptera; Pulicidae. Bases 130 to 741 code for a protein of 203 amino acids.
GGUUGAACUGCUUGAAGUUGUCUCAUAUUUACACCCCAGUGUCUAUUUCAUAUUUUGUCAAAUUCACGUGUAAAACAUUAAGGUUAAUCUAAAUUUAUUUUUAUUUCAUUUUAAUUUAACCGAAGAAAUAUGACAAAAACUAAAAAAGCUAAGAAAAUCGCUCAAAAGCGAUUCGCUCAAAUGAAAAAAAUGAUCAGUCCAAGUGAUCCUAGAAUAAAAGAAACUCUGAGAGCGGCACCUAGAAAAAAGAAACCAGAGGAUCCGACCCAAAUAAAAGUUAGGGAAGUGCCCCAAGCUAGCUCCGCACUAUUUUUCCAGUACAAUACACAAUUAGGACCCCCAUAUCACAUACUGAUUGAUACAAAUUUUAUUAACUUUUCCAUAAAAAAUAAGUUAGACAUAAUUCAAAACAUGAUGGAUUGUUUGUAUGCAAAAUGUAUACCUUAUAUAACUGAUUGUGUUCUUGCUGAACUUGAGAAGUUAGGACAAAAAUAUAAAGUUGCCCUUCGUAUCAUCAAAGAUCCACGAUUUGAAAGAAUUACUUGUAUGCAUCAAGGUACAUAUGCAGAUGACUGUUUAGUAAAUAGGGUUACUCAACACAAAUGUUAUAUUGUGGCAACAAAUGAUAAGGACUUAAAAAGGAGAAUUAGGAAAAUUCCUGGUGUUCCUAUAAUGUAUGUGUCACAACAUAGAUAUAACAUUGAAAGAAUGCCAGAUGCAUAUGGCGCUCCCAAACGAUGAAUAAUGUAUAUUUCAUUAAUAAAACUUAUAUUAAGCAAA